AUGGAGCAUCCAGUCAAGGAAGCUAGGCACGUUGUUCGCGCCCUCACCCAAGGCACCCCAGACGAGCAGCAAGAUGCUGUCUAUCGCUACUUCGCCCCUGGCGCAUCCUUUUCACAUCCCUUUUGCCGGGUGCCGUCGUUUGAAAGGUUGAAGCUGCCAGGAAUCGGCGAGUUUGAUUCCCGGGCGCUGAUACUUGCCAUCCUGAAAUGGUACAAAAUCCUGAGCCCCAAGAUUGACCUUGACAUUGAAUCAUGCGUCUUCGACCAACGCACGAAUCUGCUAUACAUAAAAAUCUCCCAGGUCUUCUCCAUCUGGUUCAUCCCCUUCCACCACGCCCCCGUCACCCUCGUCACCGUCCUCCACCUCUCACCCCAGGCAUUGCCAUCCCCACCCACCACCAACGGCACUCCCACCCCUGCGGGAACCGAGUCCACCAUGGCCGAGUUCAUCCACACACCCGAACAGGCCUUCGACGCCGCCCAGGAGAAGCGUGAGCACAUCCAAAAGGGCUCCGAACCGAGCUACGCAAAGGUCGUCGCGACGGGCGAGCCCGAGCCGGAGCCCUCUUCGCCCGACCAGGAUAGCAAGGAGAAGGGAAAGUCUGCCAGCAAGAAAAAGGGCCAUUCUCGCACCACCUCUUCCCGCGGGAGCACCACCACCACCACCACCACCAAGGACAAGGAGACCUCCCUCGAUUCCCAGCAGCAGCAGGAGCCCGGUGCCAGGCCGGUGCGGUACUACAUCGAGAAGCAGGAGGACUUGUACCAGGUAAACGAGUUCCUCAAAUUUGUGCUCCUUGCGCCCGGUGCGUCUGCAGCCGGCGCUCUGCAGCUGGCCUCCACCUUGAUGUGUCUGGCUGGCGUGAUAUUGUUGAGCCCCUUGAUGAGGGCCAUUGGAAUCCCCGCCAGGCGUGAGGGUAAGGAGAGAAUUGCUUAG
This is a messenger RNA of Canariomyces notabilis, 936 nucleotides long. RefSeq lists its product as uncharacterized. NCBI's taxonomy places the organism in Eukaryota, Fungi, Ascomycota, Sordariomycetes, Sordariales, Chaetomiaceae. Bases 1 to 936 code for a protein of 311 amino acids. The transcript is spliced from 5 exons. The record is from RefSeq and is a predicted model, not a curated record.